GGUCCUUAUUUUGUGCCUUUACCUUUUCGAGGGGUCCCGUCCGCUUUUCGUCUCUCGAAUCCGAACCUUCUUUUCUUUUUCACAUUCACCAUCCCCUCUAACCUUGUCUGUUGGCGUCCUCACCCUCAUCCUAUCGACGAUCUCCCACACUCUCGACGAAAAAGCCCGCUUGGUGGGAUUGGCAGUGCUAACAGCUUUCGUGGAAUCCCUUCCCGUAUAGAAAGCUGGGCUGCCCUUGAGAGUGCUGCUUUCUUUUUCUUUCUCCUCUUCCUCUUUUUUCCCUUUCACCCCCCAGGAACUGCCUUCUGUAUUGCAUGUCACAGAAGUAACCGGACGCCUCCCCUUCCCGCGAGAAAAGUAAUAAUCGGAAAACCGGUCCAUGGUUCCCGCUGAAUCGGACACUCACCCACUAUACAAUCCGACUUCCAUUCCAGUCCAGCGAGCCUCGUCCAGGUCAUCAUGUCGAUAGUGUCGAUAGAAUCCAGUAUCGACAGGGCGAAGAAACUCGUCAGAUCCAAGAUACGGAGUAUGAUGGACGAAUGCAGGAUUCGAAGGCUUGCAAUGGAACUCCAUUCCGGCUUGUCUUGCCAUCCUACACGGGAGUCUAGAUGUGGGGAGGUACUGAGAAUGGCUCGGAGAAGGCUUUCUCUUCUUCGUCCUGGGCAGCGGAUGGUAGCCCCGACCCGGGAUGGUACCACUGCCUCCAAAGGGUUUGUUUUUCGCAAACCGCGGGUGCUCUGUUGGGAACGUGCCCUUUGCUGACUCCUUGCGUCUCAGCUCCCGUUCACUAGGGGAUUUGUUCUUCGGCCUUCCGGUUGAGCUUCAGUUGGAAGUCGUCAAUAAACUAUUCUUCUUCGACCUUCUGUCGCUGCGGAGGACAUCACAGAAGUUUAGAGAGCUCACAAUGCAAAACGAGAGCCACAUAGUCAGGCAUCAUAUCGGCCAGUGGGUGCCGUUACAUAUCACGAAACUAUAUCCUCCUCCCGCGGAUGCGCCACCCACGCUGGUAUACCUCACUGACCUGGCAUACAAACAACGGGUAUCGACGCAUUUGGCACUGUCAUUAGCACGCCAAAUUGUGAAAGAGAUGAUGGGGGGACGCCAGGCUCGGAGAAUGUCGAAGGAGGCCACGGUAUAUGUUUUGAAUCAACUGCGGUUAGGAAUGGCACCCUUGAUAUUCGCGUUAUUUCACUUUUUCGAAACGUACAGAACGCGGAGGCUGGAGCGCUUAUGGGGAAAUGACGAUGAUGAUGAUGAGGACCCAUCGACGGCGGGAUUAGAUCCGCUAUCACCGGCGGACAAGAGGCGACUUCAGGGGGAUAUAAUAUCACAAUAUCCCGAUAAUUUAUUGUUGCAAGUACACCAGAUGUACCAUUUGCUUUUACACUUGUUCAUGCGAAGAAUGAGCUCGCCAUCACUCUCGGUACCCCGAACUCUGGGCUGCUGGACACGGCAGCGGCCGCCAAACCAAGCUUUCGCAAAGGUUCUUAUCCUUGGUGGAAUCAAAGAGGUCUGGCACAUCUACCGAAUAAAGGGGUAUUGCCGCCGCCGCAAGGCACUGGACAAGUUCCUCCGCAAGCUCGACACGGAGCGGACACGUCUGCCCAAACGUAGGAGCGCAUUUAAAGCAAGGGUAACCACCGCUCCACAGCGAAAUAAGGGGUCUUCCGUUGCCUUAAACCUCGACAUAACCGCGCUAUCCCGCUCAGACUACAAUCACCCGCCACCGCCCCCCUUAUCCAAGCUGGCAAAGCUGGACGUCGAUGACCUGACACAACUCUGGACCCCCGCCGCCGAGCACAGACUGAUACUAGGAGGAAUUGUGGGCAGUCUGGAGGAAGUUCGGUGCUGCGGCCAGUUUGUCAGUCAGCUACUCGGUGGGGUGACGGAAUCGGACGACGAGGAGGACGAUGCCGAUGGCGACGACUCGGAUGAUGACUCGGAUGAUUCUGCGGACGACGAGGUUUUGCCUGCGUUGCCAAUUGGCGGAGCGAAUGCGGAUUAUUCGAACACCUUGUUGAGCGCAGAUGGUUCUUGGGACGACGAGCUUGCCGAGGAGGACAGUGGGCUGUUUUCCGACGAUGAGGGGCUCGGGCUGGCAUCUGUACUCGCUAGCGUUUGAUGCCGUAGAUGGACGCGGUAUGAUUCUUCAGGCAGUAUUUAUUUUGAGAUAACUGACAAUGUUCAUAUGGGUUAUGUUUGGGUUCUUUUUUAUACAUAUAUAUAUAUUUUUUAUUUUACUUAUGUCUAUUCAUAUUUGUUUCACGAAUAUCCCACCCACCAUCGCCAUCACCAUCGUCUUGACAUUACAGCACAACAUGAUAGCAUUCUGUUAUAUUGCAAAUACUGUGGGAAAAUAUGGAAUCUCUAUUGAUUGAAUUCUUUUUUAUAUAUACAUAUACAUUUUUUUUCUUUUUUCCUUUCUAGUUGUUGGCACUCUACGGUACACUCUUGUUUCCAAGUUAUAUCUGGGGGUGGGAGGUUUCUUGUCAUUUUCUUGCCUGGUCUGUUGGUCUGUUGGUCGGUCGGGUCGGGUCUGUUUGGGUUUGGUUUAGUUUCGUUUAGUUUAUACUUUAAUGAAAAAAUAAAGAUGAAAAAAAAAACUCUCACAGUGCCUGGAUAUCAUUGUUUUUUUAUUAUUAUUUCUAAUAUCAUUAGAAGUAUGAGAUGGGGA
Tuber aestivum (summer truffle) is the source of this 2674-nucleotide messenger RNA. Lineage: Eukaryota; Fungi; Ascomycota; Pezizomycetes; Pezizales; Tuberaceae. The record is from the annotation of a GenBank genome assembly.